Penicillium riverlandense is the source of this 1041-nucleotide messenger RNA. RefSeq names its product cytochrome b5-like heme/steroid binding domain-containing protein. The record is from RefSeq and is a predicted model, not a curated record. The transcript has a single exon. The coding region runs from base 1 to 1041 and encodes 346 amino acids. Lineage: Eukaryota; Fungi; Ascomycota; Eurotiomycetes; Eurotiales; Aspergillaceae. Gene Ontology annotation, molecular function: heme binding.
AUGGGCUGGGUCGGUGUGGCCAGUCUAAUCGCAACCGCGGGCUAUUUCGCCUACCGCUAUCCUCCACGCUGGUGGACCGGUUUUUCUGUCCCUCCGGAACCCACCUCCGACGUGCCGCCACUUUCUCCGACUGCGGACGAGCACUCGCAGGCAAAGCAUGGCGUAAGCGACUCAAACGCCCCAUUGAUAGAGAUCGAGGAGGACGAGUCUCAGACCACGCCUAAGGCGUCUGCGUCCACCCCAUCGGGGCUUACGGUGCCAACAUUCAGUCUCGACGAAGACACGACCGGAAGCGCCCCGUCCGCAGACGCGCCAACACCUCCCGUGCAGCGCAAUAUGGCCAGAAAGACACCGUCAAUGGAUCAUGGAGGCACAACGUCGCCAUCAUCUCUCAUGACCGCUCCAUCGGCACAACGCACGCCCGCCCCGGCCUCAUCCCUAAUGCCUCCCCCUCCCGCUCCCCGACCCCGGCCUACACCCAACGUCACCUCCGGCCAACUCCAGCCCCCUCGUCCAAACAACAUGUCCAGCUCCCUGCGCCCACCACCUUCCGCUGCAUCCUCCCUACGUGUCCCUGCCAGCGGCGGCGGUGGCAGCCGCCUCAGCAGUAGCACUCUCGCCCCGCAGAACCUGAAGAAACCCUCCAAUGGAGCGCGCAGCAAAGUCAUCCUCGAACCGGGUUACUCGCCGCUAGACUGGGCCGCCCUCGCCGCGAACCCGAACAACCAGCUUCGCGGUGCAGGAAUGCCUCCGGGCUUGCUGCGGGUGACGCCGUCGAUGCUGAAGACGCAGAACGGGCGCAAGGGCCGCGAUGCCUGGACUUCGUAUCAGGGCAAGGUCUACAAUAUCUCGCCUUAUCUGCCCUAUCACCCCGGUGGGAAAGGCGAGCUCCUGCGCGGCGCGGGGAAGGACUCGGCGCAGCUGUUCCAGGAGAUUCACCCGUGGGUUAACUGGGAUGGGAUGCUGGGGGAGUGUCUGGUGGGCAUUUUAGUCUCGGAGAAUGAUGCAUCCGAGGAGAACAACCUUGACGCUAUGGAUUGA